AAAAGAGAUUUACCCUCUUUCCUGUCGACCGUGUGCCCUCUGAAGUGUUGUUGAAGUCUUGUGUACCUCACCUACUCUCUCUGCCUGUUUCUCUCUCCCUCACACUCUGUCACGCUUCCACGACCCACCUCCCCCGAGUCCCCCCACCACACACACACUCCACUCUGCAUCGCUCGCCACAGCAACAGAAACAGGCAGUCAGACUGCGUGCGGGACUCGAGCGGUGUGGCAGAGCAGCGGCGUGAAAGUGCAGAAAGAGUGAGACAGCGAGAGAAAGAAAGAACGAAAGAGAGGAGGCACGGAGCAAUGGAGAUGGAGGAAAGCUUUGAUGCAGAGGGCAGUUUAGAUGAUGCCUCCUGUCUGUCCCCUCAGAGCCCAGGGUCCACCUCCCUGGCCAGGAGGCAGAAUAAGGAAAAGGAGAUCAAGGAGACUAAAAUCACAAUCAACUGCGUCACCUUCCCUGUGCCCGCGUCUGCGCUGGAGCAGCAGCUUCUCAAGCCCAAUGAAUGGAGCUACUGCGACUAUUUCUGGGCCGAUAAGAGGGACCCUCAGGGGGCCACGGUGUCAGGGUUCGAGGUGCUGCUGCAGAAACAGCUGAAGGGGAAGCAGAUGCAGAAAGAGAUGGCAGAGUUCAUCAGAGAAAGGAUAAAAAUCGAAGAGGAAUAUGCCAAGAACCUUUCCAAACUCUCCAUGUUCCCGAUGGCAGCACAAGAGGAAGGGACUCUUGGAGAAGCUUGGGCCCAACUUAAGAAGAGUCUAGCUGAUGAAGCUGAGGUCCAUCUCAAGUUCUCCUCAAAGCUCCAGAGUGAAGUCGAGAAGCCUUUACUGACCUUCAGAGGAGACAACUUUAAAAAAGACAUGAAGAAAUACGACCACCACAUCGCUGACCUGAGGAAGCAGCUGGUCAGCCGUUAUGCUGCUGUGGAGAAGGCACGGAAGGCUCUAGCAGACAGACAGAAGGAUCUUGAGGUGAAAACACAGCAGCUUGAGAUCAAAUUGAGCAACAAAACAGAAGAGGAUAUUAAAAAAGCCAGACGGAAAUCCACACAAGCAGGUGAUGAUCUGAUGCGUUGUGUGGACCUUUACAAUCAGGCUCAGUCAAAGUGGUUUGAGGAGAUGGUCACCACAAGCCUGGAGUUGGAGAGGUUGGAGUUGGAGCGGGUAGAGACGAUACAGCAGCUUCUGCGUCAGUACACCACACUGCGGCAUGAAACGGAUAUGUUCAACCAAAGUACGAUGGAGCCAGUGGACCAGCUUCUGCAGAGUGUGGAUCCUGCCAAAGACAGAGAGCUCUGGGUAAAGGAACACAAGACGGGGGAUCUGAGACCUGUGGACAUGGACAUCUAGACAAAACACACACACAUUGUACUAUAUGAAUCUACCUGCAUGCCUGUCUACCUGAGUACUUCAGCCUCUCAGCCAAAGCCAUACAGGUAUCACCCCUUGAAGCACUGCUUGUUUUGUGGAUUUCCACUGAAAAUAUUAGAUAAUUACAAAAUUACACAAAGCUUUAUAGAAGAUUUUCUUAAUGUCAUGUGGAAUGAGUGACGGAAAAGGACAGCAGCACAGCAGACGCAUUAUGAUACUGAGUAGCCAUCCAUAUAAUCCUGCAUGUGCUUUGAAUAAUAUGCUACUUAAGACUUCCCGGUAUGUCAAUUACAUUAACAUGAUUCAAGUAGUAAAGGCACCAUUGAUGUAUAGAUCUGAACAGAAUACUGUACAGUAAAACACCUCUUUGUUCAUUUGCCGCAGUGGACUCCUGUUAAACAAACUUAAUCCAAUCAGGUUUUUUUUAAUCUUUUUGGUGUUGAAACAGUGUACACACAUUGAACUACACAGCUAGUUUGCAGAUCUUUAUAGUUGCCUGGACUAAAGCGUGAGUCAAACGUUUGAACACAUGUAAGCGGACAGCUUCAGGAUGCCAUAAAGGUGUUCAAAGACCUCAAAAAUUAUUCAUCCUUAGCAGAAAUAACCAGCAUCAAAGUUACGGGGUGGGGUGGGUGGGGGGAGUUAAAGCAUAUCAUCGUUUAGUAGUUAUAUUGUUAAAUCUGUAUUGUAUUUAAAAAAAAAAAGUUUUGUUUUUGCAACAAGGAAUGCAGUGGAAAGUUUUUAAUGCUAUUUUCACAAACUCCACAUAAACUGCUGGUGAAUCUACAGCCUUAUGAGAGAGGGAUCAGGUUGCAUUGGUUAAGUAUGGAAUUUAUAUAUUUUCAUAUAUUUGCAGAUUUAUUUUACAGAAAAGCAUGUUUUAUCUAAAUGUAGGACUAGUUGUGUAUGGUUAAUGGAUGUGUAAGUUAAAUGGUGGUGGUUAGUCCAUUGAUUGUGUUCAUGAAAGAUGUCAACAAGCCAGGACUUGAUAGCAAAGUCAUAUAAUUUUUUCCAGUUUAAGCCAAGAAAUCCCCUUAUGCAGCCAGAUUUACCCUGUUGGCAUCUAAAUUUAUUCUUAAUGGUGAAAUUAUAUGGUUCGGCUGUAGAAUCCGGGUGUCAAUCAAAGGUGGAUCAGAUGUGAAUUCUAAUGAUUUGUGUUAUAAUGUACACCUUUUAGUGCCUAAAGGUUAAUUGCCUUGGAAUGUUCACAAUCUAUUGUGUUAAGUGUUUGUACAUAAUUGUAAACAUGUGUGUGGCCUUUUUUUUUUUUGUCUGUAUUUGUUGUCAGGCUCAUCCUACAUCAUGCUCACCUCUCUGUAGUGUUUGUCAUACUAUGCUUUAAAAGAUGUAAACAUUUGACUGGAUGCAACAGUUUUCUGCUGAAUGCACAUAGGCAGCUAAUUAUCACACUGUUCGAAUCGCACAGCUCCAAUAAUGGAAGAUAGAUGAAACAUUGCAAUUUUCAAACUUUAUACAGUAAUAUUGAGAAAAUUGAUAUAUUUAUAUAGCACAGGAAGUAAAAGCACACUUUGGGAAAUGAAAAUAUCUGUGCUUUCAUUCAAAUUCCUAUCAGAUUUGUAUUUAUUUUUUUACUAUCGGUCAAUAUAGGGAAAAAAACAUUAGUGGUUAGAGUUAGAUAAAUACGUUGCACAAUAAAAUCAAGCAUGGAAUUAGUGUAAAAAUAAAUCUGCAAGUCGCAAAUAACCUCAUGCAUGCCAGAAAUACAUGAUUUGGAUCAUAAGUGCACAGCUGAGAACAUUGUAAAAUGCAAAUUAACAUGUCCUAUAAUGUGAAGGUAAAUCUAAAAUUUAUAAGGAAAAAUGCUGUACCAUGAGAGGUAAUGCAUUCAGGUUAUUAUUUACUUUAUCAUUUGGAAGUUACUAACAGUCGCUCUCUUUUCACCUAACAUGGGGUAUGACUGGUUUACAUUUGCUGUUUAGCAUGUAACAAGUUUACUGUACUGCGUAGCCCAAGCUAUUCUAGAACUACAUGUUGCAGAAGUUGUAUUGAAACUUGAUGUCAAUGGUGUGCAUUGUGUAUUCUGAAGAACCGUUCAGUUGAAUGUCUGUGUUCCAAGCUAGAUCUUUUAUAUAUAUAUAAUAUUGUAAAUGUUGAUUUAUUUGCUCUCAACUUAAUAGUCUUCAUUGAUAAUAUUCAUUUAUCAACAUGUUUAUGAAGAUAUGAUGUUUGUUGAAUUUGACCAGGAAAUUACUUCAUUGUCUAUAAUAUAAUAAUAAUAAAGAGCUCUAAUUGUUUAUCACCAUUGAGGUUUCUUAUUUUUAGCAACAUUAGCAUGUAGUAUUUAAGAAUAAGAAUUAAGAAUACAAGCCAACUCCCAAAUGGCUGUAAAUGAAGAAAGAUGUUUGUUUUUUUGCAUGCAGAGUGUGUAUAGCCUAACUUUUGCAGCUAACCAGACAAACAUUGGACCCCUGCUUCAAAACAAUGGCAAACUAAACCAAAAACCCAUAUUUCCAUGAACAAGACUUCCAUCAGGUCAAUUUAAUGCAACACUACUAAAAAUAAUGAUCCUCUCAGGUGACCUUUUAGCCUCUGUUUUCAACUAAGUCAAAAGCAGCCAUGCUGCAGAGCUUUGCCCAUUGUUUUGCAGCUCACUGUCCUAGUGCUGAAACCAGGCCAUGCAUUAGCCUGAGCUAAAGAUGGCUUUAAGAAAAGGAGGUGGUAAGCCCCUGUGUUUCAGGCUUGUCCUUAGAGCUUUGGUCAUAAGCAGCGUCAACAUGAUAAAGAUACACUCAGGGUGAGAGCCCUUUCUAGUAUUCAAGUUUAGUAAGUCUAAACUUGAUUAGAGACUCAAGACACUAAUCUCACUCUGAACUCAAUCAGUUAAUUAAAGGUCCAGCUAAAUAUCCUUUUUGAGAUAGCUUUGUUUUUGUGUGAUAAUAUUGUGUACAAAAGUAGGUCAGUAACUUUCUGAAACAACAAGUGGUGGUUACAUGAUAUUACCAGUUACUUGCAUUGAAAAUCAGCUCAAAAAUAUAUUUAUGUACAGUAUAUUGAAACUGAAUAAUUGAAAAAAAAGAACAUGAAUGACGUGUUGACAUCUGUACAUCAGGCUGCUAAAUUAAUAUACAAAUACGUGGACCGAAACCACACAGUCAGUCCUGACUGGCUUGUAUAUGGUUAUUUCAAUAGUACAACAGUCAUGUUGUCGGGGUGGCACCGACCCCCACAGAAAUCUGAUUGCCCACCCCAGGUGCCCCGCUACCAGAUAUCUUGUGAUUGGCUUGUUUUUUUUUAAUUUCUCACUGAAUCUGGCAUGGGCAAUAUAGGUGGCUAUACUCUUAUAUAUACUUAAUGUUAGGUAAUUUCUCCUUAGCAGAAGUUAUAUGUCGAGUUAUGUUAAUAACAAGACCAGAAGGGCUUUUUUAAUUCAGACAAAGAGCAGGCUUAUCCCACUAAAUGGAAGCAAGCUGAUUAUAGUCAGCCUUUUCUAGUUAUUUUAUUAUUUAAUACUUAUUUGA
Sinocyclocheilus grahami is the source of this 4847-nucleotide messenger RNA. Its product is annotated as growth arrest-specific protein 7-like. The record is from RefSeq and is a predicted model, not a curated record. Gene Ontology annotation, cellular component: cytoplasm; clathrin-coated vesicle; clathrin-coated pit. Lineage: Eukaryota; Metazoa; Chordata; Actinopteri; Cypriniformes; Cyprinidae. The transcript has 10 exons. Bases 307 to 1347 code for a protein of 346 amino acids. Gene Ontology annotation, biological process: clathrin-dependent endocytosis; clathrin coat assembly; neuron projection morphogenesis.